UAUCAGUAUUUUUGUUGUUAUAAAACUAACAAGUGGUAAGAAAUAACAAUAUUAUUGAAAUAAGUCUUCUUCACAGGUAGUAAAAUAUAGUCUAUAAUAACACUACUAGUUACUACACUGUUUAAUUCUUAAAUCUACAGCGCAUAAACUAUUUUAUGUAUUUUUUAUAAAAUACUCCUUCAAUAUGUCAGAUAAAGCGAUGCUCGUUCUGGGUGAAGCUUCUGAAUCCGAUGAUGAAGACUUUCAACAAGUUGAGAACACAAGAAAUGGAAUGGUCGAGAGUGACCACACAGAGUUUGAUACUGAUUCCAAAUAUCGAGCAAGCAAUUCAAUUAUUGUAGAAAAUAGAAAAAGUCGAGUGGGAAGAGAAAGUUUCGCCGGCCAUUCCGACAAUUUUAAAAUGUCUGAAGACACUUUACUGCAUAGAAAAUUAAAAGAGAAAAAUAUGCAGUUUUAUUCAAAUCUUACAACAUUCAACAAGCAAAUGUAUAUUAAUGCCAUGAAUCAAAUGAACGAAACGGACCAACAAUUAGUCAAAUCUCAAGUAUUACUUCAAGAUACUGUGACUAACUGGAAGUAUAUUGAACAAAACUUGUCGCACAUCAAACGUAAAAUGACUGAUAUACUGGCUGAGGAGUAUAUUCCAAAAAUUAAAAUUUGAAGCGUCUCUUUAUAGAAAAAAAACUUGUCAACAUAAAUGAAAUAAAAUAAUUGUUACUCUAUAAUUC
Metopolophium dirhodum (rose-grain aphid) is the source of this 728-nucleotide messenger RNA. RefSeq lists its product as uncharacterized. Gene Ontology annotation, cellular component: BLOC-1 complex. The coding region runs from base 185 to 661 and encodes 158 amino acids. NCBI's taxonomy places the organism in Eukaryota, Metazoa, Arthropoda, Insecta, Hemiptera, Aphididae. The transcript has 4 exons. The record is from RefSeq and is a predicted model, not a curated record.